Molecule: messenger RNA, 2082 nt
Organism: Engraulis encrasicolus (European anchovy)
Lineage: Eukaryota; Metazoa; Chordata; Actinopteri; Clupeiformes; Engraulidae
Gene: mlana
Product: melan-A
Exons: 5
Coding region: 172-519 (115 amino acids)
Cellular component (GO): melanosome
Source: RefSeq, a predicted model, not a curated record
UCUACCUCGCAGCCUGAGCCUAACAAGAGAAGCUGGUGUGGAGCACUCGAUCCGCUGGGACUGUAUGCGCAGUGCGCACGGAGCCGACCACAUCCCGUUCUAAAUUAAAUUAUCUACCAGAGGCCCACAGCGCACAUAAAAGGAGGCUAUUUUUUGUUCCAGCUGAUCAAAAUGCCGCGAAGUGAAUUCAACGUCCACUUUGCGAGCAGAGGACGCGGUGGACAUGUUCGGGCAGAGGAAGCCCUUGGUAUCGCACUUCUUGUGAUUAUUUUGGCGGCCAUUCUCAUCUUGGGAUGCUACUACUUCAGUAAGAGGAGAGGCUACAAAAUCAUAAGGAAUCCAAACAGGUCCAUGCCAUGGUCGUCCAACUCUGGCCAGUACAGUGAGGAGGCAGGCACUUCAGCCGACAACAAAUUCCCACUGCGCGACCUCAGUCACCUGCACCCCGUGGUACCGAACGCACCUCCUGCCUAUGAGAAGAUAGCUUCAACUGCACCCCCUCCACCCUACUCACCUUGAAAUGGGAGCCUUACAUGGAAAAAAAAAUCCAUUUCAAAAGUACUGUUGUAGAAGGAAAAAUAUUAAGUAAUAAUAAGUAAAAAGGAAAUCAUUUUGUUCAACAUUUACAUUGAAUAUAUUUGACAUAUUUACUGUUUAUAUAUCUAUUCUUUUUAUUGUGUUUUAUGGCAUCUUGCAUAAGUUUUGCAGUUUAUACAAACUAUCUGGUGAUGUUCGCAUCUUUAAUGUUUCUCAUUUUAAGUCACUUAUUUGGUCAUGAUGCUCCCCCAGUAAAGACUGGUAGACAGAGUAAUAGUUUUUGAGUGAAACGGGGGGAAUAGAAAGGUGACACUCGUGACAGAACCUGCCUAAUGUUUGUGGGUGGAACGAAGAUGGUUGACAAAAAAUAAAUAAAUGCUAUUGUGACCAAUUAAUCCUUCAUCUCGAUUUCAAGUGUCUUCAACUGUGUUUCAAUUUCUGGGCAUCAAACAAUCAGAGAAGAGAUGAGGACCAUCAUUGUGCAAUGAAAUGAAUAUCUCAAUUUAGGGACAACAAAGUUCGCAGUUAUUCCCUGACUUGUCAAAGCAUCACAAUUCUAAAAAGCCCUUUUAAUGACGUGUGAGUGAAAAAAAAAAAAAAAAACGAGGGUUUCUUGUGCCCACCAGAAGCUAGUUUCAAGUGCACACGUGAAAGUUUCUGGUGCCCACUAGGAAGGUUCUGGUGGACACGAGAAACACUUGGCUAUUCUUUUUUAACCGUCACGUCACUUUAAGGGCUCGGUACAUUUCCACAUCUGUAAUAUCAUCACAUUUUUUAGGACCAUUAGAAACCAUAGGUUUUUGUCAAUGUCAUGAUGGGCCACAAGUGUCUUUAGAGCAUGUGUUUUCAACAUUUUCUGGUGUACGUACUGUAUACUUUAUUUAGGUAAUUUUACUGAGCAUUGAAAUACUUGCAAUAAUGUUUGAAUACAAAACAAUUUUAUUUCAAAUGCAACAAAGACUGCAAAAUAUUGCAGGUGGUGCAAAAAUAUCCACAGUAUUUUUUAACAACAAAAAAGGUAAUAAAUAACUGAACAGCAUUUAGUGACUUGGAACUUUGAGGCGCAUACUGUUACAUAAGUCAUACACCGCUUUUUUGAUUUGUGUACUGGACUCGAGAUAUUCUGAUGUGAAAAAGUUGUGUGUAAAAGCCAAAUUAAUCAAAAUCAUUUUCAGUAAAAACAGAGAACGUGUAGUUGAGUUGUGUGUUAAUUAUUUUCAUCAUUACAUUGAAGUAGCGCUCCAAGUACACUAACAUAUUGUUACACAUACUUGGCAUAAACAAAACAAAAAACUUGGACUAAUUUGAAAUAAUCAGAGUUAACAUUUGAUUUAUGAAAUACAGAACUCUUAAAACCAGCUUUUCCAAACGUGUCAGUAGGCACUUGAUUUGAGGUGAUUUUUUUUUGUUUUUUGCUUCAAGUCAGGGGUGCAUUUCUCGAAAGCGUAGUUGUUAGCCUGGUAGCAACUUGGGUAGUUUCCAAUGGGAAAUUACAUUAAAAACGAGGUUAGCAACUAUGGCCUCUAGAAAUGCACCCCAGAGUUG